AUGUCAGAGACUUUGUCUUUACUGACCUGUUGUGCAUACCCGAAGGAGGCAAUUGAAAAUGAAGAGGUUGUAAAGUGGCAAAGAAAACGCAACAAGGAAAUAGAAAGGGAAUUAAAAAGAGAAAAAAAUCGUCUUCGUCGAAAACAAAUGAUCCUGUUAUUAGGGACUGGCGAAAGCGGGAAAAGUACUUUUUUGAAACAAAUGAAAAUUAUCAAUGGGAAACACUUCACAAAUCAAGAGAUUGAACAGUUAAAGGAUGUCAUUUAUGACAACAUUUACAAAGGUGUAUUAUUCUUACUACAGGCAAGAGAAAGUUUGAAUAUCCCAUGGGCUGGUGGAGAUGAUUCUGUUGCUGCUCAAGCUGCCAGAGACAUCGAAUUACAUUUGAAAGAUACUCGAAUGACACGCCGUGAACGUGCUCGACUUAGUCAACCACGUUGGUUAGAAGAAGAGUUUCUGGAAAUUGUACCUGCUCUACGUGCUAUCUGGGCAGAUCCCAGUAUACAGACAGCUUUCGAUCAACGUUCAAAAAUAAUCACAGAGAAUUUUAGCGAAAAUACACGGUACUAUUUGAAUCGUUUAAAUUAUAUUGGAGUAGAAAAUUAUCGUCCAACUAAUGAGGACAUAGUUUGGUCACGUAAACCAACAGAAUCAAUUAUUGAAGAAGAAAUAAACGUUCAUUCGUCAUUGCUUGUAUUUAUUGAUGUUGGUGGUCAAACAAAAGAACGUCGUAAAUGGUGUCAGUGUUUCGCUGAUAUGACUUCUGUCCUAUUCCUAAUUGCUUCUAGUCAUUAUGAUGAACAUUAUCAAGAUCGAUUGACGAAGGAAUUUCGAAAUAAACUACGCGAAGCUAUGAUCGUUUUUGAAGGAUUAAUUAACCAUAUCGCAUUUAGACGUGUUUCUAUCAUUAUUUUUUUCAAUAAAACUGAUAUCCUCAAGGAAAAACUUAAUGCUCGUAUAUCAAAUAUUCGUGAUGAGUUCCCCAAUUAUCCAUUAAAAAUGGAUCCUUAUAAUUUACAAGAUGUUCAAACAUAUAUGGUUGAAACAUUCGCUUCUUUAAUUAAUCAUAAUUUACCUCCAGAUACACGUCUUAUGAAUACAUGUGGUCGUGCAAGCCUUUCACAUUCAUCAUUCAACAGCACGACAAGGCGGUCAUCGCUUCACAGGCAAAAUUCGGCGCCAGUAUCGGCUAAUUUAACAUACGCUGUACCCGUACGAAAACGCAUGAUCUAUCGUCACUUCACAACUGCUGUAGAUAGGCGGAAUAUUGAAACAGUAUUCAAUGCUAUGCAAGACACAGUAUUGCAUAAUAAUUUACGUCGUAUCAUGAUGAGUUGA
Molecule: messenger RNA, 1338 nt
Organism: Trichobilharzia regenti
Lineage: Eukaryota; Metazoa; Platyhelminthes; Trematoda; Strigeidida; Schistosomatidae
Source: the annotation of a GenBank genome assembly